Molecule: messenger RNA, 357 nt
Organism: Didymodactylos carnosus
Lineage: Eukaryota; Metazoa; Rotifera; Eurotatoria; Philodinida; Philodinidae
Source: the annotation of a GenBank genome assembly
AUGCCUGAUUCAUACUAUUCAUAUUCAAAUGAUAAUGAUACACGUUCUAAUAGUAGUGGUAUAUCAUGUGAUUAUAUGACAAAUGAAACAAGGGCCAGGUGUUACGAUGAGUAUCACAUAUCUUACGCUGCGUCAUCUGCAUCAUCAACAACAAAGACAGGUGGAAACUCAUUUUCCUACAAUUUAUGGGAAAAUGAUCAUCCUCUCAUUCACAAAAAAGGACCGACUUCACAAGCACGUCCAUUUGAAAAUAUUGCUUUGUCCAGUAUCACAGAUGCUCAAACAUUAAGUGAAGACAAAACAGUCGCACAACCGAUUACAUCAAACGUGGCAGAUUUAAAGUUGGAACCAAAGUAG